UUGCGAACGGCACCAGGACCUCGAUCGCACGCUCCGGGGCCCGAGCUCCGGCUUCUUUCUGCGCCGAACUGGACGCGCACCAUCGUCGGUCGCUCGCCUGUCGGCGUGACGCACUCGGAUCCACCGUCCGACGAGCGGCAUUUCGCGCUUCAGCCCACGAACUCCAGAGCUCCGAGUCCUCAAGUGAGCGUGCGAGUCGCCAGCAGGUCUUCCAGCGUUUGUUUCUGGGCCUCCGCACUACCUUGCUGCUUUGAGGUUACUUGUCUCCUCCCGUUAUACAGCGGAGCGGUCCUGGUCCGUUCUUCACGCUUGUCGUUGUCCCCAUUUGAGACUUCGCCGCAUGCACGCCACGAGCUCCAGCACGCAGAGCGGAGGCAGCCCCGUCACGGAGGACGAGGAGUCCAUGUCGCCCUUCUCGUCGCCAUCCUCCGCCUCCACGAACGGUGCUAGCUUCGCGCAAUUACUUCAGCGCGCAGCUCAGACUGGAGACGUUAAGCAGAUCGUCAAGCUUGUCCAGACGGCGCGCACCAGCGCCUCCUCUCCGUCGUCCGGCAUUGAUAUCACCAAAAGAUCCUCCUCGUCGUCGUCGUCAUCGGAGCCUUGGAUCGACGCUGCAGAUGAAGACGGCUUCACAGCACUACACCUCGCAUGCGUUGGCGGACACGAUGAUGCCGUGCAUGAACUGCUACGAGCCGGUGCUCACUUGGAAGUCGCAACACCUGAAGGAUUUACUGCACUCAUGUUCGCCGCAUGGUCUGGGUCGCUCUCGCUCGUGCAAACGCUAGUCUCACUUGGAGCAGACGUGACGGCACGCGACGUGGACGGCAACGACGCUGCUUUCAUCGCCAAGAUGAACGAGCAUGCGAGUGUGGCCAAAUUCCUGCAGCAGCAGAUGGAAAACCCGGAGGACCUGCCGAAGAAGCCGCACAGUACGUCAUCGAAAAAGAGCGGACAAGAGCAGGACCUCGAGUCAAUUUCCCCCGAGAGCUCCCCGGUUAAGUCGAUAAGGUCCAGUGACUCCAGAGCUUCGACGGGAACCGAAGGCAGCGGAAUCGACAGCAGCAGCAGCAGCUCAUCGACGUGCUCGUCGCCCGAGCAGCUCGCAGGGAAGACUUUGCUCACUGAGGAAGCGAGCCCCUCGGGCGACACUGACGGUGCCACGCCAUUACACGUUGCGGCUAUGCACGGACAAUUGGAGACCGUCAAGGUGCUCCUGGCUCGCGGUGCUAGUCUGUCGGCUGCGCUGCCGGGUGGUGCGACUGGGUUACACUUGGCAUCGGCAUCGGGCUUCGUUGAUGUGGCCUCGUACCUGAUUGACCAGGGCCUGCCAGUCGACGAGCCCACAAUAGCCGGCACAACGCCGCUUCAUGAGGCUGCAUACCAAGGACACGUCGAGGUGGCCGCACUACUGCUAGAUCGUGGAGCCAACGUGGAUGCAGCGACUGAGCGCGGCACGACGCCAUUGCAUCGAGCAGCUGAAAACGGUCACGUGCAAAUUGCUGAGCUGCUGAUCGCCCAUGGAGCUCACAUCGAUGCUGUGACGACGGAUUAUCUCGCUGCGGCUGUGGAUAGUGAGGCAGCGGGUGAGAAUUCUCGCCGGCGACGACGUCGGAGACGAAAGAAGUCGGUCGCUGUGGAAACGGGAGGAAAGGCAUUAGCUGAAGAAGCGCCCGAGACGGAACCGCGAACUCCGGAUGAGCUAGAAAAGGAAAUUUCGUCCUGCAGGUCUAACCAAGUCGCGCUCUGUUUGGCAGCCAAAAACGGUCACUUGGAUAUGGUGCAGUAUCUACUGACACGCGGUGCAGCUAGCGCGACGGAUCUUGCAGCACUCGAGCCAUCAAGACACCCGAUUAUGCUGGCAGCUCGACGCGGGCAUCUAGAUAUUGUGCGUUUCCUGCUCGCUCACGACGAAUGUACGUCCAGCCUGCCCGACGCAGCGUCCCGCGUGCUGUGCUGUGCAGCGGAGCAUGGUUAUCUGCAGAUGGUAGAGCAUGCUUUAGCUCGAGGAGCCGAUAUUGAGGCCAUUGGUGGCAAGAAGCAGGCUACGCCGUUAGUUCUUGCAGCUCGACAGGGCCACUUGGCUGUCGUGCUUCACCUUCUGUGGGGCGGUGCGAAGAUUGACGCUGCCACUGCAUCCACAGGCUACACAGCUCUGCAUUAUGCAGCUAAGCACGGCCACCUCACGGUUGUCAACAGCUUACUCCUCAACGGUGCUGAUGUUGACGCUGUCUGUGCGCAGCGCCAGUCGUCGCCACUCCACUUGGCUGCUGAAUCGGGUCACGGAGACGUGGUGCGCUGUCUGUUAUCCUUUGACGCUAGUGUUGAUGCCAAGAAACACCCGGGGACCAUGACGGCUUUGCACAUUGCUGCAGAGCGUGGACAUGUUGGUGUGGCGCGCGAGCUGCUGGCACAUGGAGCGAAACUCGAAGCGCAAGCGCAGAACGACUUGCGUGCACUGUUCAUUGCCGCGUAUUGCGGUCACAAGGACGUCGUCGAGCUGCUGCUUGAUCACGGAGCCGAACUGGAAGCCGUAUCAGGCACCAACAAGACCACGCCUCUGCGUGGAGCGGUAUCGAAGGGCAGGACCGACGUCGUUGAGCUGCUACUGGCCAAAGGCGCCGAUGUUAACGCUACGCAGCCAACAGACGGAACUACGAGCUUGCAUAGCGCGGCUGCUAACGAUUUCGGCGGCAUUCUCAAGAAGCUAGUGACGGCUGGAGCGGAUCCUGACCGAGAGGAUCGCGAAGGUCGCACCCCAAUGGACUACGCUGCGUCGGACCCCAUUCGGCUGCAGCUUCGUCUGGCGCUGCUCAAGUCUCACUGGCAAAAGCAGGACGGAGGACGAAAGUGAGCGCCCAGAACCGCAGGAGACUCGCUGCUGCGUUUACCAUUUUUGCACACAUGUUAGAACAUGUACGAGAUGCGGAACAGUUCUGCAGAUAUGAUACAAUUUUAUUCUUUAAAAAAAUAUACAACGGAUGAAGUGAAAACACA
This is a messenger RNA of Phytophthora nicotianae INRA-310, 2994 nucleotides long. RefSeq lists its product as hypothetical. Bases 341 to 2851 code for a protein of 836 amino acids. NCBI's taxonomy places the organism in Eukaryota, Oomycota, Peronosporomycetes, Peronosporales, Peronosporaceae. The record is from RefSeq and is a predicted model, not a curated record. Gene Ontology annotation, molecular function: protein binding. The transcript has a single exon.